Messenger RNA from Alosa alosa (allis shad), 910 nucleotides. It is a transcript of the gene llph, whose product is annotated as LLP homolog, long-term synaptic facilitation factor. The transcript has 3 exons. Gene Ontology annotation, molecular function: RNA binding. Gene Ontology annotation, cellular component: nucleolus. NCBI's taxonomy places the organism in Eukaryota, Metazoa, Chordata, Actinopteri, Clupeiformes, Clupeidae. Gene Ontology annotation, biological process: dendrite extension. The record is from RefSeq and is a predicted model, not a curated record. Bases 46 to 492 code for a protein of 148 amino acids.
CGCAAUUUACGGCUGUCGUAAUUAACACCACGUGGAAAGCUGUACAUGGGCUCUGGGAGACAUGCGUUGAAUUCAGAUAUCUAUUUCACAACAGCGGUUAGGUUUCCAGCAAUGGCGAAGAGUUUACGGAGCAAGUGGAAGAGAAAAAUGCGUGCUGAGAAAAGAAAGAAGAAUGCACCUAAAGAACUGACAAGGCUCAAAGCGGCCUUGGGCCACGAAGGGAAGGGUGAAAUCACUAUGAAAGACAUAUCGGAGAUCUCCACAGUAGUGCCAGCGGAGAAGCUGAAGGGAAAGCCAGGAGAGGUAGACAUGGAGGGAGAAGAUGGCGCAGGUCAAAUGGACCUGGAUGGCAAGCUCAACAAGAAAACCCUUCUCAAUGAACACGGACAGUACCCAACAUGGAUGAGUCAACGACAGAUGAAAAAACAGAAGGCCAAACGAAAUCCCAAGAAACCAGGAAACUCCAAGAAGCACAAGAAGUUGGCGUGGUAGAGACUGUCUUGCAUCAUCGGCCCAUUGAGAAUGAGAGUCUGAGAGUGCUCUGGGAAACGGAGAUGGUUUUUUUCAAGUUGAUCGAAAUGUUAAAUGUUACCUCUGUGUGCCCUCUUAAUGUAAAAUAUUUUGUAAGAAUUUACAUUGAAUUGAUUGUAAUGUGAGAAAUAUAUUAGUCUGAACAUUCUAUUCCAUUAUGUUCUCUGAAUCAAAGAGAACUGUAUCUGCUUGAGAUUGUCCACUUGCGACAGUCACUUAUUUCAAGAUGUAUUUUUGCGUUGGUAACACUUCUGUAAUAAGAUCACUGUACACACACAGCCUCACUAUAACACUUGAUAUGGUUAUCACUGAUUGUGAUAACACUUUUUUGGACCUUAAAAUUCAGUAUGUUGGAUGGAUCAUUAAACAGUUGAACAUU